AUGGCCGUACUGAAGAAUCACAAAAAGAGCCCGAGAGUCAAGACUCGGACUCCUAUCAAGGAGAUUCCAGCACCCAUUCCGCCUCUGACCUCGACGCAACCGAUACCAUACGAGGAAUCACCGCAAAACUCGGGCAAAAAUCCAGUGACCAGACACACGUCGCGUCCUUGUCUCUGCGGAAUGUACGGUCCCGGAGGAUGCAAGUGGCAUUUCUUCUACCCAUUCCAUAUGAUUAUCGCUAUCCACGAGAUUCUUCCGUUCAAAGAAGCUUUCGGACGGUCUCUGAUCAACGGUGUCCUUGGGCCACCCACCCCUUCGCUCUCGGAACCUAAUCCGAAAUCCCUCACGGCCUCGCAGAAAGAGACGUUCUUCAUGACGCCUUCGCGCACAAACAAGGACCCAACGUUUGCUAUUAUCAAGACGUUCGCUUUUUCGCACGAAGACUCGGGUGACCCAGGACCUUGGGUUGAGAACCGCGACGAUAAUCAGAUCUGUGCGGGAUGUGGCUGGGAAUAUGAUUCGGCUACUUGGGUGGACCAUCGCGAUUCUUGCUUGGGAAUAGAAGACGCUAUUUUGAGAUCUUUGGUCGAUGUGUGGGAGAUAGAGGCGAGAGCGAAGACGCAGUCUUAA
Desarmillaria tabescens is the source of this 630-nucleotide messenger RNA. RefSeq lists its product as uncharacterized. The record is from RefSeq and is a predicted model, not a curated record. Bases 1 to 630 code for a protein of 209 amino acids. NCBI's taxonomy places the organism in Eukaryota, Fungi, Basidiomycota, Agaricomycetes, Agaricales, Physalacriaceae. The transcript has 2 exons.